AUGAAUGAACCAGACCAUGGAACAUCCUUUACAACUCAUAGGAUUAAUGGUGUGGAAAACCUGGUGAUUCCCAUGGGAAAUGGUCUUUGCAGCCGGAAGUAUAAACCUGUUGACUACAAACAUCUUUAUGAACUCACUGCUGCUGAAAAAAAGGCAUCUGAAAAAAUUCAAUUAAAGAUUAAAAAAACAGAGCAAGAUUCAAAAAUUAGCAAAGAGCAAAUGCUGUUGAAACAGCAUCGACAAGUGUGGUGGCAAGAGCAUAAAAGGCUGAGUGAGAACAGGCAAAAAGCAGAAGCAGAAAUAAAGACUUUUCUUGAUGAAGAAAGCCAUAAACAUGACUUCUUUUUGGAUAUGAGAGACUUGGAGCAAAAAUUAUCAAAGGAACAAGACAGAUACCAAACAGACACCAUAGUUCCUAUCUGGCAACUACAAGAGAAUUUGAAAUUCAAGCUGUCUGAAAUGCAGCAUUACCUCUCAGAACAAUCUUGUCUGAAGUCCAAGUUCAAUCCAGUUGAGAUGUUACAGCAGAUUAAAUUUGUGAAGAAGCAGCAGAAGGCAAAUUUGGAAUCCCUUAUCCUUGAAAGUCUUACUUUGGAAAGAGAGCUUGAAGACUAUAAAACAAAAGCAUUAGCACAUUCCUUUGAAGAGAAACAGGAAAUUUUCCUUGAAGUUCCUCCAGCACUACUGUCUUUGGAAUGCCCCUACCCUGAUUUGAAGAACUUAGUUAUCAAUGAAUACCAAAAGCUUGCAAGUGGGUACUGGUCUAAGUUUCAAGAGAUUGACCAGCAGUUAACAGUUUUCUCUAGGGAUGCUGAGUGGACAGAAGAAGAUCGGUGGGUUUUUCAGACUGUUAUCCAUCAAUAUUCAAGAGAUCUUCAGAGGAGGAGAACCUUGUACCUCGAUGCCCUGCAGAGAUACCUUCCUCACAAAUCUAGGCAAGAGCUGGUUGCCCAUGAGAAAGCUUGGCACCGUUGCUGUCUCUUCCGGGCUCAGAGCAGGGCCCUGCUGUGUGGCUGGGCUCAGGCCAGGAAGGCCUUUGUGCUGCAGGCGGCGGCGGCUGUUGCUGAAGCCUCCGCUGCUCACGAGGCACAGCUGGAGCUGGCUGACACCAGGCAAAGGCAGCAGGACAUCUGUGCCCACCUAAAAGCAAAGGUUGCGCAGUGGAAAGCACAGCAGAAAGAGGCUGCUGAACUGGAAGCUGCUGCAGCUGCCAGAAGAAAAGAAGAGAAGGAUGAGAAAGAGAGGCUACAGAAAGAGCAGGAAGCGAUUCGUAGAGCUCAGGAGAAAGAGAAAGUGAAGCAGUACUGGGCUGAGAAGCAGCUCAAGUGGCAAGAACAGGAAGAGGAAGAUCUGCGACGUCUGGAGGAAUUAAGAAGAUUAUUGGCUGAACAAGCAGUUAAAGACAGAGAGAGGGUGAAGUUCAGACAAGCAGUACUAGAAAAACGGUUGCUGGAGAAAAAGGAACAGGCCCUUCGAGCAGCCCGUGAGGAAGAGGAGAAGGAGAAAUGCCUUGAAGCCCUCCGACAGCAGGUUGCUGUGGUUGCAAAGUCCGAUCCCGCUCGAGUAGUGGCUGAUACGGUGGCAUCUAAAGCUCGGAUGGGUGUUGGAGCCAAAGAAGAUUUUGAUCUUCAGAAGCCACUGUUUAAGUUGCACACAUACAAUGAACAGCAGAUCAUUUCUGACCCUCGACUUCGUGUUGAGCUAGCUCUUCGAGAAGCUGGACUUCUUGAAUCACUUUAUGCAAAAGAGGUUUUACCAAAGAUCCCUCCACUGAAGCUUCCAAGAAGAGAUAUGGAAUCUACAGGUUUUAAAAUGUAG
Chaetura pelagica (chimney swift) is the source of this 1818-nucleotide messenger RNA. RefSeq names its product coiled-coil domain containing 148 (gene CCDC148). The record is from RefSeq and is a predicted model, not a curated record. The transcript is spliced from 14 exons. Lineage: Eukaryota; Metazoa; Chordata; Aves; Apodiformes; Apodidae. Bases 1 to 1818 code for a protein of 605 amino acids.